AUGGAUAUAAGGAAUUUGACUUUCGAAUCUGAACGUAAGAAGUUGUCUGAGUCGUUGUUUGAACACAAUGAUGCCCCUGCGGGUGCUGAGUUGAUGGAAAUCUUGUCUGCGGGUAUCAACGAUUUCAUUAAGCCUGAUAGAUGGGAUAACUUUAAUAAAUUGACAAAGAGAAUGGAGAACGCGUGCCAACUCUUGAAACAAACGAAAAGCACAAGUCUCAGAGAAGACAGAGAACUGCAAAACAAGAUUGUCAUGUUGAAUAGUAAACUCUCCCGUCAGAAUGAGAAGUUGGAAGAUAUUCAGAGUCACGUAGAAAAAGUUGAUACUGAAAACACAAGAAUCAACGAGCAAAUAUCGGCUGACCAAGAGAUUGUAGAUGAUAUAAGGAAGAAAUCUUUCGUCAACCAAUCUAGUAUAAUGACUUCUGAACGCAAAUACUUUGGAACUUUGCAGAACAUCUGUACCAAAGAGAUCCGGAGGAAUGAAAUUCUGAAAGCAUCUAAAACUAGUAACGUUGUCUGUUAUGAGAAGGAAGGAGUGUUCCAGAUGGCCCCUCUCAAUGACUGUAAGCCGAUUAUCACUUCUGAAGUAGACUCUACGGAAAGCCUUGAUGUUGUUCAAAGAUUACAAGAUUUCCGUGAAAAGAUGAACGAGCCUCCAAUCGAAGAGGAUGAAACUGAAAAUUUCGAAAACAACACAUUCGUGAGAUCGAACAUACAAUGCGAAAGAACUCUAGGAGAAUCUAUUGACAUGGGAGGAGACCAUGCCGACGAGCAGUCUAGUGUAGAAGCGAUGGAUUACUCUGAUUGUUGUUGA
Messenger RNA from Auanema sp. JU1783, 816 nucleotides. The record is from the annotation of a GenBank genome assembly. NCBI's taxonomy places the organism in Eukaryota, Metazoa, Nematoda, Chromadorea, Rhabditida, Rhabditidae.